Messenger RNA from Beta vulgaris subsp. vulgaris (sugar beet), 1931 nucleotides. Its product is annotated as homeobox protein knotted-1-like LET6. Gene Ontology annotation, molecular function: DNA binding; DNA-binding transcription factor activity, RNA polymerase II-specific. Gene Ontology annotation, cellular component: nucleus. Bases 627 to 1796 code for a protein of 389 amino acids. Gene Ontology annotation, biological process: regulation of DNA-templated transcription. The record is from RefSeq and is a predicted model, not a curated record. NCBI's taxonomy places the organism in Eukaryota, Viridiplantae, Streptophyta, Magnoliopsida, Caryophyllales, Amaranthaceae. The transcript has 4 exons.
AGAGAAGUAUUAUUCAUUGGGAACCCAAGUUUUUAGUACUCUCUCUCUUCUUCUUCUUCCCCUUCUCUUUCUCUCUCUUCCUCUGGCAUUCAUCGCGUGCAUUCUGCUCACAAUCCCACCCAAAACAAACAAAAUAUCCUCUCUUUCUCUCUCUAAUAUACAGUAAUUACUUUUUCUUUCCUGUUUAAUCAUCAGAAAUAAACCCAGAACUAUAUUAAACCACCAUUCUUUCUUUCUUUCUUUCUUUAUAAAAAAAAGAAUAUGAUGUAGUAGUAGUAGUAAAUAAAUUAGUACUUAGUAGUAGUAAUUAAAAAAUGUUCUGUUUCUUCCUUUUGUUUUAAAAAAGAAAGGUGGUCUGUAAAAGAAGAAAGGAGGAAAACUAGCACAGAGAGAUGACGACAACUAUCACUUAAUAACCCAGUGGUUAUUUCUUAGGAUUUUGCUGUAAAAAGGCUGUUUCUCUUUUUUGUGUAAGCUUGAAAUCCGGGAGCUCUCUCCCUUUUGCCAAAACCCCAUAAUAUAACUCACUCUACUACUACUACUAUUAUUUUCUUCUUUUUAUUAACUAAUUAUUUUACUUGCAAGUUUUUUUUUCUUCUUUUUCUAGUUUCUAGAGAGAGAAAAUCAUGGAGAGUAAUGGUAAUGGUCAUGGUCAUGGUAAUAAUAAUACUAAUGCUUCAUGUAUGAUGAUGGAAAAUGGGUUAUAUUCUAUGAUUAUGAUUCCACCAUUAUCUCAUCAACAUCAUCAACAUCAACAUCAUCAACAUCAACAUCAAAGUCAUAAUUCACAUCAUGAUAACAACAGCCAUAACAACAACAACAAUAAGGUGUGUUGUUGCUCUUCAUCAGCUUGUUCUUCUUCAGUUGCUGCUGCUGCUGCUGCUGCUGCUGCAAGUGGAUGUUAUGAUCUUCAUCAUCAUCAUCAUCAACUGAUGGGAAUGGAGAACCAAACUCAGAAUGUUAACAACAGUAGUAGCAGUACUGGGAAUAUUAAGGCAAAGAUUAUGUCUCAUCCUCAUUACCCUCGCCUUUUAUCUGCCUAUGUUAGCUGUCAAAAGGUGGGAGCACCACCAGAAGUGGUGGCGAGGUUAGAAGAAGCAGAAACAAUGGCAAUGAGUCAUGGUGGUGGCGGAAGAAGCGGCGGAGGAUACAUAGGAGAAGAUCCAGCUUUGGAUCAAUUUAUGGAAGCUUAUUGUGAGAUGCUUACUAAAUAUGAGCAAGAAUUAACCAAACCUUUUAAAGAAGCCAUGCUUUUUCUUUCAAGGAUUGAGUGCCAGUUUAAAGCCCUAACUCUUUCUUCACCUUCUGAUAAUUCUCUUUCUUCUGCAGCUUGUGGUAAGGUUCCUGAUAGAAAUGGAUCGCCUGAAGAAGAUAUUGAUGUAAACAAUAACUAUAUUGAUCCUUCGGCAGAAGAUAGGGAGCUGAAAGGCCAACUGCUUCGCAAGUAUAGUGGAUAUUUGGGAAGUCUGAGGCAAGAGUUCUUGAAGAAAAGGAAGAAAGGAAAGCUUCCUAAAGAAGCCAGGCAACAAUUGCUUGAUUGGUGGAGCAGGCACUACAAAUGGCCAUACCCAUCAGAGUCCCAGAAACUUGCCUUAGCGGAGUCGACGGGGUUGGACCAAAAGCAGAUAAACAAUUGGUUCAUCAACCAGAGGAAAAGGCAUUGGAAACCCUCUGAAGACAUGCAGUUUGUGGUAAUGGAUGCUGCUGCACAUUCUCAUGCUCAUUCUCACUAUGGUUACAUGGACAACGUCCUUGGUAAUCCUUUCCCCAUGGAUGUCUCCCCGACGCUUAUGUAAUGGCCAUGCAUGAUCAUUAGGAAUAAUAUAAUCACUUCUUUUGCUUUAUUAAUGAUUAAUUAUGGUAUUGAUAAUAUAUAAUUAUUGUACUAAAAACUCAACAAUGGAUCUAAUAUGAACUCGAUAUUGUGAUAA